GGAGGGGCCAGGCCCGGCACCCGGAUCCCGAGGUCCGCGCCCCGCGCCCCGCGCUCAGCGCCGGGCGCCCGAAUCCCGGAGCCGCCGCCAUGGGGGCCUGCCUGGGAGCCUGCUCCCUGCUCAGCUGCGCGUCCUGCCUCUGCGGCUCUGCCCCCUGCAUCCUGUGCAGCUGCUGCCCCGCCAGCCGCAACUCCACCGUGAGCCGCCUCAUCUUCACGUUCUUCCUCUUCCUGGGGGUGCUGGUGUCCAUCAUUAUGCUGAGCCCGGGCGUGGAGAGUCAGCUCUACAAGCUGCCCUGGGUGUGUGAGGAGGGGUCCGGGAUCCCCACCGUCCUGCAGGGCCACAUCGACUGUGGCUCCCUGCUUGGCUACCGCGCUGUCUACCGCAUGUGCUUCGCCACGGCGGCCUUCUUCUUCUUUUUCACCCUGCUCAUGCUCUGCGUGAGCAGCAGCCGGGACCCCCGGGCUGCCAUCCAGAACGGGUUUUGGUUCUUUAAGUUCCUGAUCCUGGUGGGCCUCACCGUGGGUGCCUUCUACAUCCCUGACGGCUCCUUCACCAACAUCUGGUUCUACUUUGGCGUUGUGGGCUCCUUCCUCUUCAUCCUCAUCCAGCUGGUGCUGCUCAUCGACUUUGCGCACUCCUGGAACCAGCGGUGGCUGGGCAAGGCCGAGGAGUGCGAUUCCCGUGCCUGGUACGCAGGCCUCUUCUUCUUCACUCUCCUCUUCUACUUGCUGUCGAUCGCGGCCGUGGCGCUGAUGUUCAUGUACUACACUGAGCCCAGCGGCUGCCACGAGGGCAAGGUCUUCAUCAGCCUCAACCUCACCUUCUGUGUCUGCGUGUCCAUCGCUGCUGUCCUGCCCAAGGUCCAGGACGCCCAGCCCAACUCGGGUUUGCUGCAGGCCUCAGUCAUCACCCUCUACACCAUGUUUGUCACCUGGUCAGCCCUAUCCAGUGUCCCUGAACAGAAAUGCAACCCCCAUUUGCCAACCCAGCUGGGCAACAAGACAGUCGUGGCAGGCCCCGAGGGCUAUGAGACCCAGUGGUGGGAUGCCCCGAGCAUUGUGGGCCUCAUCAUCUUCCUCCUGUGCACCCUCUUCAUCAGAGACACUAUGUUGCCCAGGAUGGCCUUGAACUCCUGGCCCAAGCAAUCCUCCUACCUCAGCCUGCCAAAGUGUUUGGAUUACAGGAGUGCACCACUCCUGGCCUGAUUACCUUCAUUUUACAGAUAGGGAAACUGAGAGCCGGGGAGGAGGCCAUGAGCACAUGGUGGCUGGUGGCCAAGGAGCUUGGAACUCUUUCCCUGCCCCUGGUUCUCUGUCCCUUCCCCUCCCUGACCUGGCACAGCUGUUUUUCCUGCUGCUUCCACAACCACAGCUCCCUGGCACAUGCACUGCUGACAGCCCAGGGGCACAGGUCUGUUCUUAGCGUGGUUCUUACAGCACAGGCAGCAAAGAAGCAUAUGCAACCCAUGAGGGCCGGGACCACCCAAUCUGGGCUCCCAUGCAUGAGAUAUCCAUACAGUAUUUGGUAGAUAGGGUGGAGAGGGUGGAGAGGGUGAAUAGGGUGGUUAGGGUGGAUAGGGUGGAUAGGGUGGUUAGGGUGGAUAGGGUGGUUAGGGUGGACAGGGUGGAUAGGGUGGAGAGGGUGGAGAGGGUGGAUAGGGUGGAGAGGGUGGAGAGGGUGGAGAGGGUGGAUAGGGUGGUUAGAGUGGAGAGAGUGGACAGGGUGGAGAGGGUGGAUAGGGACCCACUGACUCACAGCAAGGGGUGAUUUCUCAAUUUGCUGGGGUGGCAGGGCUGGAAUCCAGCUCUCCUUCUUUUCACUUUUGUUUGGAAACGCGAGUUGGUUUUUCAAAAACUUUUAUGUCUCAAACUAUCAAAUUCUGUUAAAAACAUCAAGGCUCAUCACAGAAAAGCAUGACAUACAAUCAUUGCUGUUGUUCUUUUUUUAGUGUAAGCAUGAAGGAAAGGGAGGCCGUUGGUAAAACCACCUGACACUAAUAAAAUGGAAACUUAAAAUCAAUGGCAAAUGAGCGUGAUUAAUUAUUAACAUUCUUAAUGGAUGUAGUACCUGGUAUGGUACUUUGUAGUAUUAGGUACUCGAUACGUGUUUAUGGAAAUGGCAAAGGAACAAUCCUAACAAUAGUGACUGUUGAUGGAAUUUAUAUUCUGUGCCAAGCACUAUGCUAGAGACCUUACAUCAUUAUUCCGUCUAGUCCCCCCAGCAGCCGUCUAGAGGAGGUACGAUUAUCCCUUAUUUUACACACAAGGAAUCAGAGGCUCAGAGAGGUUAAGUGUUUUGCUCAAGGUCACACAGAAAAUGGGAGUAGGGGUAGGGGUAGAGUUGAGAGGCAAAGCAGUCUGUUAACUCCCAGGCCCAGUAACCGGGUCACUGGCCUCUGAGGCUCUGGGACCAUUUGUGUCCGGUGUUAUGACCAACGUCAGGGCUAUCUAUUUGCCCGCCUUCCUCCCUCCC
Gorilla gorilla gorilla (western lowland gorilla) is the source of this 2475-nucleotide messenger RNA. It is a transcript of the gene SERINC2, whose product is annotated as serine incorporator 2. The record is from RefSeq and is a predicted model, not a curated record. Gene Ontology annotation, cellular component: membrane. Lineage: Eukaryota; Metazoa; Chordata; Mammalia; Primates; Hominidae. Bases 90 to 1208 code for a protein of 372 amino acids. The transcript has 9 exons.